This is a messenger RNA of Caretta caretta (loggerhead turtle), 505 nucleotides long. It is a transcript of the gene SPMIP10, whose product is annotated as sperm microtubule inner protein 10. The record is from RefSeq and is a predicted model, not a curated record. NCBI's taxonomy places the organism in Eukaryota, Metazoa, Chordata, Testudines, Cheloniidae.
AGCGUCACAAAGGCGCCCACGCCAGAGCGGCCCCGGCGCUGGAGGGGCCGGGCGGGGGGAGUCGCGGGUGAGCUGCAGCCGCCAUGGUCUCCGUCGGGACCAACACGGACCUCAAAGGGUUUGUUCACUGCCAUUUGCCAAAGCUUUCACACAAACAUGGGAUGAUUCCUGUACAUUAUGUGAUGCCCUGGAAAGAAGAUAUGAAGAACAGGAAAUUCACUUUAAAGCAUGCAGAUGUUGUUGGGAUAUAUACUGGCGCCACAGAAGAUAGUCUGUUUCUGGAGCACAGAGAAAGACUUUGCCAUGGAGAAGAAAGAAAACACAUACGGGAGAAAAUUCCUCAGGAAAUGCUGAUUGCAGAUAUUCCCAUACAUUCUCAUCUCUCCAGAUACCAGAAGUCUGUGAUUGCUCAUGGAUGGAGGAUGAAACUCUGACCUUCUUUUUCCCUCAAUACACUCAUGUUUGAGCUGUGUAGGCUACAAGGUUUAAAUCUGCUGCAAGAAAA